Molecule: messenger RNA, 467 nt
Organism: Neurospora hispaniola
Lineage: Eukaryota; Fungi; Ascomycota; Sordariomycetes; Sordariales; Sordariaceae
Exons: 1
Coding region: 107-421 (104 amino acids)
Source: RefSeq, a predicted model, not a curated record
GAAAGAAUGGCUCGGCUGUCGGUUGAUUACUGCAGCUGUUUUCCUGGUUCGUGACAAAGGACCGAGACAAGACAACGAUUGAGAUCGCUUCAGGUCAGCUUUCCUUAUGUCCUUGACAACGGUGGAACGGUUGGUGAAACGGUUGUUUGCUUAUUGCUUUGUUACCCAUUGGCCUUUUUCUUCUUCUUCUUCUUUCUCUCCAGCCGGUAGGAGAAUAUCUUUUCACAAUACCCAUCUCCCUAUCUUACCGCUCAUUAGAUCGAUUGUUUUCAUUUUCCUUUGUAUGGUUCAAGGUAACCAGGUUGCAUUUGAGGAUCGAGGGAUGCACAUGAAAGAGGUUGAGGCAUUCGGCGCAUUGGGGUUACCUUUUUCUAGAUACUCACUCUACCUGCUAUGGAUAAAGGCAAUAAAAUCCAGGUAGAACCAGGCAUGAAAAUCGUGAACCUGAUCAAUCUGAAUGAAAAAUG